GGGAGGGAAAGAGAGAGAGAGAGAGAGAUAUUUAAAUAACCAUCAGUCGCUCUUUCCCUCUUUCCUUCCAUGUCUUCAAGCCCGCCCAACAACAACAAAAAAGGAGCAUGCUCAUCCCCUCAAUGGCCGCCAUGAACGCCACAUACAAGAUCCACCAACUUGUCAACGCUCCAAGCAGCCCUCGGAGUUUCUGGCAGUCGGAGGCGAGCCGCGGAGUCCAGAUUGCAGCGACUCUGGUUAUUUUCCUGGUGGGCGUACCUCUGAAUGUGCUGGUGGUUUGGGCACUCGGACAAAGUCGACGGCGGCUGAUCCGCAGAGGCAGCGACGGCAGCGGCGGAGGAGGCGGAGAAACCCGGGCGGCCAACAGCUUCCGGAUCUACGUGCUCAACCUGGCCCUGGCCGACCUGGUCCUGAUCCUGCGGACGCCCCUCAUGUUGGGCUACCUGGCCCAGCACAACAGCUGGCCCUUUGGCUCCGCCCUGUGCCGCCUGGUGGUGUUCCUGCGAGGCCUGGGCUUGUACGCCUCCGCCUUCCUGGUCUGCGCCGUGGCCCUGGAGCGGUGCGUGUGCCUCCUGAGGCCCGUGUGGGCUCGUCUGCGCCGCCCCGCCUGGGCCGUGCCUUUGGCCUGCGGCUUACUGUGGCUGCUGGCCACCAUCUUGUCCGCCCCCUACCUCCACAGCGCCGUCUUGAGGGAAACCAACGGCACGUUCCAGUGCUCGGAGAGCGCCACCUUCGACACCGGCCUGUUUGUGUCCGAGACCGUGGCGGGGUUCAUCUUGCCCAUGUUGGUGUUUUUAGGGAGCCAUUUGGCGGUUUUACUCUCCAUCAAGCAAGUGGGGCCCGUGUCUCCCACAUCUUCAUCUUCAUCCCCCUGGGCCGCACGCAGGACCAGCAGGAUGUACCGCGUCCUCUUCUUCACCAUGCUGCUCUUCCUGGCGGGCUGGGUGCCGUACUUCGUGUGCCGCCUGCUGCGCGCCCUCGCCCAAGGACGAGCAGACCGAGCCGCGCUUUACCAGGCAGCGUCUCACGGGACCUACGUCUCGCUCUACCUGGUCUACGCCAAGAGCGCGCUCAACCCCGUCUUGUACGUGUUUGCCGCCCGGGGCCUGGGCCGCGCCGUGCGAGCCUCGGUCACCUGCGCCAUCGGGCGGCUCUUCAACGACGACGCCGCCGACUCCAUACGGAACAGGUCGCUCAAAAACUCACAAACAAACAAACGUUAGCCUCUUCAUCCAAGUGCUAAAGGUCGUGGCCCGAAGCGGAGUCUUCGAGGGGGGGGGGGGGGGUCCGCAGACGUCCUGCAGGGGGUCGGUGUGAAGAAAUAUUGUUGUAUUCAUCUUAGCACGUAAAGAUACAGUAGCUAACCAUUAAGACUUUAGUUCCCUGCGAGCAACUACCGCGCCAGUUGCCAUCUUGCGAUUAGCGCACCAGAUAUCAGCUCACAAUUAGCAUGCUAGUGGUCAGCUAGCAACUAGCGCACCAGUUAUCAGCUAACAAUUAGCAUGCUAGUUGUCAGCUAGCAACUAGCAUGCUAGUUGUCAGCGAGCAACUAGCGCACCAGUUAUCAGCUAACACUUAGCAUGCUAGUUGUCAGCGAGCAACUAGCGCACCAGUUAUCAGCUAACACUUAGCAUGCUAGUUGUCAGCGAGCAACUAGCGCACCAGUUAUCAGCUAACACUUAGCAUGCUAGUUGUCAGCGAGCAACUAGCGCACCAGUUAUCAGCUAACACUUCGCAUGCAAGUUGUCAGCGGGCAACUAGCGCACCAGUUAUCAGCUAACACUUAGCAUGCUAGUUGUCAGCGAACAACUAGUGCACCAGUUAUCAGCUAACACUUAGCAUGCUAGUUGUCAGCGAGCAACUAGCGCACCAGUUAUCAGCUAACACUUAGCAUGCUAGUUGUCAGCAAGCAACUAGUGCUCCAGUUAUCAGCUAACACUUAGCAUGCUAGUUGUCAGCGAGCAACUAGUGCACCAGUUAUCAGCUAACACUUAGCAUGCUAGUUGUCAGCGAGCAACUAGCGCACCAGUUAUCAGCUAACACUUAGCAUGCAAGUUGUCAGCGGGCAACUAGCGCACCAGUUAUCAGCUAACACUUAGCAUGCUAGUUGUCAGCGAGCAACUAGUGCACCAGUUAUCAGCUAACACUUAGCAUGCUAGUUGUCCGUUAGCAACUAGCGCUCCAGUUAUCAGCUAACACUUAGCAUGCUAGUUGUCAGCGAGCAAUUAGCGCACCAGUGAUCAGUGAACACUUAGCAUGCUAAUUGUCAGCCAGCGAUUAGCGCGCCAGCUGUCAGCUAGGUACUAGUGCACUUAGUGUCGGCAACUGGUUAGCGCAAGUUUUCAGUUAGCUAUUAAAGCACCAGUGGUCAACUAGCUACUAGCAAACCAGUUGUCAACUAACUAUUGGCGUGGCAAUUCUCAACUAGUUAUUAGCCUGCCAGUUGUCAACAAGCUAUUAGCGCACCAGUUGUCAACUAACUAUUAGUGCAACAGUUGUGAACAAGCUAUUAGUGCAACAGUUGUGAACAAGAUAUUAGCGCACCAGUUGUCAACAAGCUAUUAGCGCACCAGUUGUCAACAAGCUAUUAGUGCAACAGUUGUGAACAAGCUAUUAGCGCACCAGUUGUCAACAAGCUACUAGCUCACCAGUUUUCAGCCAACACUUAGCAUGCCAGUUGUCAAUUACCAUGAAUUGAUUAGCGUGGACCCCGACUUAAACAAGUUGAAAAACUUAUUAGGGUGUUACCAUUUAGUGGUCAAAUGUACGGAAUAUGUACUGUACUGUGCAAUCUACUAAUAAAAGUUUCAAUCAGUCA
Molecule: messenger RNA, 2818 nt
Organism: Nerophis ophidion (straightnose pipefish)
Lineage: Eukaryota; Metazoa; Chordata; Actinopteri; Syngnathiformes; Syngnathidae
Product: leukotriene B4 receptor 1
Exons: 3
Coding region: 108-1223 (371 amino acids)
Biological process (GO): phospholipase C-activating G protein-coupled receptor signaling pathway; positive regulation of cytosolic calcium ion concentration; inflammatory response
Cellular component (GO): plasma membrane
Molecular function (GO): complement component C5a receptor activity; G protein-coupled receptor activity
Source: RefSeq, a predicted model, not a curated record